Messenger RNA from Rhizophagus irregularis DAOM 181602=DAOM 197198, 408 nucleotides. NCBI's taxonomy places the organism in Eukaryota, Fungi, Glomeromycota, Glomeromycetes, Glomerales, Glomeraceae. The record is from RefSeq and is a predicted model, not a curated record.
AUGUCUUUCGAUAAAGAAAUAAUAGUCGAACAAUUUAAAGAUAAACCAUGGACAGACAAAAAUACCUUUGGAAGAAAUGUGACGAAAGACUUAUCGAAAAGUUUAUUUAUAAUGUGCGGUCCCGUUCCUGCAAGAGAUGUGGGAAUUCCAACGGGUUACGUUCCUGUAAGAAUCAGUGUAUUUAUGGAGUAUGAGUUGAAAAAUGAGAUAACGGACAAGGCUAUUUGGAUGAUUGAGGAGAAACGGUUUGAUUUAACAUUAAAUAAAGUAGAUGGUAUUGGUAUGAAAGUCGCAAGCAACAAAGAGAUUGUAUUCAUUGAAAUUUCAGGAGGUCCCGAGAAUGCCAUUUUAAAACAUGUAAGAGAGGACACCGAGGGCGGUAUCUCUACUCAGAGAUUACCUAGAUAA